Molecule: messenger RNA, 357 nt
Organism: Nipponia nippon (crested ibis)
Lineage: Eukaryota; Metazoa; Chordata; Aves; Pelecaniformes; Threskiornithidae
Source: RefSeq, a predicted model, not a curated record
AUGGAUGUAAACUUAGUCACUGUUUUAGCUAUUCUAAUAGUUGCGGUUAGUCAGACAUCUGAGACUUUGUUUCCUGGGGCCUUUAACUGUUGCAUGAACAUUUCAGAUGAAAUUCCCAAAGGAAUUCUCAGAAGAGUGGAGAAGUUUGAAAUCCAGAAAGCUGAUGGCCUAUGUCACCUAGAAGCUGUUAUUCUCUACAUAGAAGGCAGAAAGUUCUGUGUGAGCCCACGGAUUAGAAAAGUUAAAAAAAAAUGGAUGAAGAAGAAUAAGCACAAAAUUCCCGAAAAAAAACCUCAUGGUAGAAAACAGAGAAGAAUCAAAAUUAUUAAAAAAAAAAAAAAAGAAAAGAAACAGUAA